UAACUACGUCCGUCGCAUAAUUGACACGUUUUAGCGUGGCGGAGUGGGAAGAUGGCUGUAACAGCGGCUUGGAUGCAUGGCUCCUCCAAUAUGCGGCUAACCGAGGGUCUGGUGUCUGUUCUGAAGGAGCAGCGGCCCGAAUAUUUACCUGCACUUUUAGCGAAUUACCGGGAGCACGGCGUGUUCUCGACACAGAGUACUGGAGCUGUGGGUGGUCUCGUGGGACUCAGCAACGCCAAACUUGGCAACAGCAAAACCAAGUUCGAGGGGCUGUGUCUUCUCUCAGUGCUGGUCAAAGACAGUUCUAGUGAUGUGUUCCAACAACACUGUCUCUCAUGGCUACGGUCCCUACAGCAGGUCAUACAGUCCCAGGACCCCCUCCCGUCCGUCCAGCUAGCGGUGGGUGUCCUCCAGGACCUGCUCCAGUAUUCAUCCCAGCUACCUGAGCUGGCCAGGGAGGUGGGCCUCAACUCUGUCCUGGGGAUCCUCACCUCCCUGCUAGGCCUCAAGUCUGAGUGUCACCUAGCUGCCAUGGAGGGGAUGACUGCAUGUAUGACCUUCUAUCCCCGAGCCUGUGGCUCCCUGAGGGACAAACUGGGUGCCUAUUUCUUAUCCAAAAUGGAGAGUGUCAACCCAAAAGUACAAGAGGUAGCAUGUGAGUGUUAUGGUCGUCUGACCUGUUUGGGCGGAGUGGUGGAGAGAGGGGGAGGCGGGCGCAGAGCCGAGGGAUGGACCAAUCAGCUUCACUGCCUGUUGGCCUCGGCCAAUGGCAUACUGGCACAACUCUACCAGGGCUCUGAAUCAGAAGGGACAGUGCAGUAUGAAGGGCCAGGUGUCGAGCUGCCCUACCAUCCUCUGGACGACUCAGACCCCCUCCUCCUGCUGCAGUUACAACACAGAUACAGAGCUGCCUGCCUGGCUCUCAAACACACACUCAGUGUGGACCCGGCCUCUGCAGUGCGUCUACCUGUACAGCAGGUGCUCAACCUGGUCUGUCGCGCCCUGGCGGUCAGCUCCAAGAGCAUAAAUGUAACGGGUGAUGGGUGUGUGAGGCUGCUGGUGUUGCCUGCCGUACACAAAGACACUCUACAGGUGCUGCACGCUCUCAUCACAGCUUUAGGCAGUGGGUUGGUGCAGUACUCCGGUGUGCUCCAGAGACUAUUCUCUCAGACCCUGUCUGCCUGGACCCCUCUACCUGAAACCAGCCUGGGACAACAGAGAGCAUUCAGUGCAGUGCGUGUGUCCUUGUACCGUACCUUAGAACUCUGGGUAAGAGUGGGAGGAGCCUCAGCCAGUGUCUUGCAGGGAAGCCCCACCCACUCCGAGCUCCUAUUGGCCCACCUGCUGGGUGACAUCACACCAGGGGCGGACUCUGUUAGGCCCUCUAGCUCUCCCCAGCUACGUGAUCUGGUUUCCAGCAAGCCCUGCCCUAAAAGCCGGAAGCCUGGAUUGGCUGUGAGCGACGGGGGCGGAGCCUCUUUCCAGAGGAAAGGAGACUCGCUGGCCAAUCAGGACACCUGCCUGUCUGCACUCAGAGCAUUGAGACAAGUCAUACUGACCAGUGGAUCUCUACUGAAGGAAGAUAUACACAAGCGUCUCCACGAUGUCGUCCUCCCCCUGUGUGUGUGUCUGCAGCAACAGCAUGGCGCUAACUGGAGUGACAGCGGGGCUGGGGGGGUGAGUGGCCAGUAUGGCAGUGCCCCCCCACGUAGGGAGCUGUACCGUCUGCUACUGGCUCUGGUCCUAGUGCCCGCACCGCGAUGGCCCCCACCCCUCACCUGUACUGUGUCCAUACUCAGCCACGGGAGGAGGGAUAGGAGUCUGAAGGUAUCCUCCUUCUGUACAGAGGCCCUGACCAUAUGCAACUCCCUCCUCCAUCCGCGCACCCCCUCCCUCACUUUCCCCCUCACCCUCAAACCCACCCCCCCCCAGGCAUCCAACCUCACCCUCCUAGGGGGGCCCACCCCCGGACCUCCCUUCCCCAGCUCCCUGGACAACCACCUACCUCUGGUUCUUCCAGGGCUCUCCGGCGGCCAGAGACCCGUUUUCAUCCGUUACAACAAAGAAGAGGCAGAGGAUGUGGAGAUUUCGCUAGAGAGCGAUUCGGACGAUAGCGUGGUCAUCGUGCCACAGAGGAUGCUGAUGUUAGAAAGCCAAGAUGGCACCAGCGCUGCGGCCACUCUUCCCGGGUCUUCCUUAGCACCAGGUGGCGUCACACUCCCCGUGCCCUGUCCAGGGGGCGACCCGGGUGGGGACAUCUCCCUCCCCCUUUCCAACGACCUUCCCUCUACCUCCCUCCCUCACCCUCUCCUCCCCUCCUCCACCCCAAACUCCACCAUCAACUCGUUCCCUCCAGCUCCGCUAGUCUCUCUGGUUCCCCCUCUCAACUCCACCGGUGUGGCCCAACUCGGGGCUGACUCCCUGCCUGGAGCCCAGCUCCAGCAGAUGUUGCUCCAGGGCCAGCCUCCAGCACCAGAUCUCCCCAUACAGGUUCACCAGAACCAGUUAGUCCAGUCCAGCAGAGCCCUACAGCAGCAACAGCAAUCCACUGACGAAGAUCACACUGUCAUUAAUAUCAACAGCUCUGAUGAAGAAGAGGAUGAGCUGGAAGAGGAAGAGGAGGAAGAGAGCGAUUUCCCAGAUGAGGAAGAAUAUGAUGAUGAAGAGCUUGAUGAUUAUGAGGCGGAAGAGGGGGAGGAGAUGGAGGAUGAAGAAGAGGGAGAGAUUCGGCUGUUGGACGGAGAAGGGAGGAGAGGAGGGAUGGAAGGAGAGGUGCUCAGAGGGUUGGCGGAGGAGGGAGGGAUAGGAGGAUUCCGAGUGGAGAGCGAGGGGGAAGGAGGGAUAAAGGCUCAGGAGGUGGAGAGCGAGGGGGAAGGAGGGAUAAAGGCUCAGGAGGUGGAGAGCGAGGGGGAAGGAAGGAAAAAGGCUCAGGAGGUGGAGAGCGAGGGGGAAGGCGGGAUAAAGGCUCAGGAGGUGGAGAGUGAGGGGGAAGGAGGGAUAAAGGCUCAGGAGGUGGAGAGUGAGGGGGAAGGAGGGAUAAAGGCUCAGGAGGUAGAGAGCAUCGGAGUGAUGGAGGAAGAGAGAGAGGGAGAGGAGGAUGCCAAUGAAGGAAUGAAUGACCCGACCAUGCCUCAGAUCCUGUGUGUGACGGGCGGAGCUCUGAGAGAGAGGAAGGAGCUAGAUGAGGAAGGGGCCGAGCAUGGGCAGAAAUUGAGGUCAUGGGAGCAGAAGGGAAGCAAUCGGCCGGAGGGAACGUCCUCUUUUGAAGACGGUCCUGCUGCUCAACAACAACAGGAGGCGGAGCCUGCACCGGAAGUGAGGGUGCACGGUGACGAUCAGCCAUCCAAACAGGAGGGAGAAAUAUCCAAACAGGGCGGCAACAAUACCGGACAGGAUAUGAGGUCAUCAACAGCUCCGAGGGAGACCAAGGGAGAGGGGCCUGAACGAGAGAAAGAAGGAAAAGAGGGAGAGGAUGGGAGAGGGAUGAAGAGGAAGAGAGAGGGAGAGGAGGAAGGAACCGGACAGGGAACAGAGAAGAAAAAGUUGGAUGAAGAAGCGAUGGCGUCCAUGUUAGCCGACUUCGUAGCCUACCCUCCGGACAAUGUAGAAAAUGUGCCCUCUGCAUCCAACCGCCCAUCCUAAACAAGGCCAGACACGGCUCCAUCACAAUACCAUCAGAACAACUCGAUUUCUAGUCCCUUCCAUAGUCUCACACAUUCUUUCAUUAAACACACUGAGGCUGGGUUUAGACAGGCACCCCAAUUCUGAUCUUUUUUCCCCACUAAUUUGUCUUUGUUUUAUUUUUAUAUAUUUUUUUGCACCCCUUUUUCUCCCUAAUUUCACGGUAUCCAAUUGGUAGUUGUCUCUUGUCUCAUCGCUGCAACUCCCGUAUGAACUUGGGAGAGGCGAAGUUCGAGAGCCGCGCCUCCUCCGAAACACGACCCAACCAAGCCGCACUGCUUCUUGACACAAUGCCCACUUAACCCGGAAAGCCAGCUGCUCCAAUGUGUCGGAGGAAACACCGUACACCUGGUGACCGUGGCAGCGUGCACGGCGCCCGGCCCGCCACUGAGUCUCUAGUGCUCGAUGGGACGAGGACAUUCCUGCCGGCCAAACCCUCCCCUAACCUGGACGAUGCUGGGCCAACUGUGCACCGUCCCAUGGGUCUCCCGGUCACGGCCGGCUGCGACAGAGCCUGGACUCUGAGCCAGAAUCUGUAGUGGCACAGCUAGCACUCCGAUGCAGGGCCUUAGACCACUUCACCACUCGGGAGGCCUCUCACUAAUUGUUCUUUUGACCAAUCACAUCAGAUCUUUUCACAACAGAUCUUUUUCAGAGCUGAUCUAAUUGUUCAGAAGACCGAUUAGUGAAAUAAAUAUCAGAACUGGGCUACCUGUGUAAACACAGCCAGCCAUAGAGGUUGGAAUUAGAUCGGUCUUAAACGAUCACGUUUCGUCUUGAAUACAGGACAGUAGAUGCAUUUGUAAUACAACUCUCUGGACUAUUAUUUCUUUUAAACACUUUGAUUAUUUUACAUCAACCAUAAAGACUUUUCAGCUCAUACUGGUGUGUGUGCUAUUCUAUGGUUAGUGAGUGUAGUAGUAGUGUGUUUUUGGAUCUUUAUAUACAGUAUAACUUCUGUUCUUUUUGUUCUCCCAUUUUUUCUUAUAAAAUAAACGUCAAAUGCAAACAUGUUGAAACUAAUAA
This is a messenger RNA of Salvelinus fontinalis (brook trout), 4707 nucleotides long. Its product is annotated as proline-, glutamic acid- and leucine-rich protein 1-like. Gene Ontology annotation, cellular component: nucleus. The record is from RefSeq and is a predicted model, not a curated record. The transcript is spliced from 17 exons. Bases 52 to 3642 code for a protein of 1196 amino acids. NCBI's taxonomy places the organism in Eukaryota, Metazoa, Chordata, Actinopteri, Salmoniformes, Salmonidae. Gene Ontology annotation, biological process: rRNA processing.